Capsaspora owczarzaki ATCC 30864 is the source of this 669-nucleotide messenger RNA. RefSeq lists its product as hypothetical. NCBI's taxonomy places the organism in Eukaryota, Filasterea, Ministeriida, Capsasporidae. The coding region runs from base 53 to 535 and encodes 160 amino acids. The transcript is spliced from 4 exons. The record is from RefSeq and is a predicted model, not a curated record.
GCACUCGUUGUUGAAUCCAAAGCUUCAAAUCUCAGACAACCCCCCUUCCCCAAUGCCGGACGUCGGGCUCGAGACCAGCGAUGCGCUGCGGUCGCUCUUCUGGUUUGUGAUUGUCGCACUAUGCUGGGGUGCAACCAAUCCAUUCAUGGCCGCGCGUUCUGCCGCGGAUCGUCCAACCGGUCAUCCUCACUUGAGCCGUGCUGAUGCUGCUGCUGUUGCUGCUGCUGCUGCUGCUGUUGCACGCCCGGCUGUCCGUCUAUCACUUUCACGAUGGCUAGCUGAGCAGUUCACCAACGCUGUGCUGCGGUGGCGCUUUAUCAUUCCGUUUGCAAUCAACCAGGCAGGCUCGCUGAUCUACUUUGUCACACUUGGAAGUGCUGAUAUCUCCAUGGCUGUUCCCAUCACAAAUUCGCUAACGCUGCUGUUCACGUCGAUCGCUGGCCGGCUGUUGGGCGAACCUGUUCGCAUGAAGGAAACCAUUGUUGGUGGUGCGUUUAUCACGAUUGGCGUUGCGUUGUGUGUCACAUCGCGAUAGUCCAGCUUUGAUUCCUGCUGUUGCGAAUUCGGGCUCAGCCCUGAUCGGUCUGCCUGUCGCCCUUUCACUGCGCUCUCAGCAAAGGACACUCGCACAUCCAUUCUGCUAUGCUUCAGUAGCAAUUUCAUGUCAAG